UGAAGUUCUUUAUAAGCAUUGUAUUACCAUUUUUUAUUUGCUUCAAUUAGAUAAAACUUUAUCCUAGUCAUCCGUAUAUCCAUGAUUUGGAAAUUUGUGCUAGUCCUAGCAUGUCUAACUACACUAAUUUGUUCUACAAUGUGUUCGAGUAAGGGAGGAGAAAGUUAUGUUCACGAUGCAUGUAGUGUGACUCGAUAUCAGGACCUCUGCCUCCAUUCAUUAGCAUCAUUCUCGAGCACGGCCAAGGAUAACCCCAGCAGGUGGGCUCGGGCCGGGGUCUCGGUGACGAUAAGCCAAGCCAAGAAUGUCGCUCAAUCCUUGUUGAAAUUGAGGAAACACAAUUUCUUGAAAGGGAGAGGAAGAGUUGCUAUUUUAGAUUGUGUUGAAUGUUUGCAAGAUGCACUUGACAAUUUACAUAACUCACUAGGUGUGCUUAGAAAACUUGGCACCCAAACUUUUAAUGACCAAAUGGGAGAUGUGACCACUUGGCUAAGUACUGCUCUCACUGAUGAAGACACUUGCUUAGAUGGACUUGAAGACAAAAAGAGAAAACAGGUUAAGUUACUCUUAAACCAAGUCACAAAUGUGAGUUACAUGACUAGUAAUGCACUUGCUUUAGUCAACAAACUUGCAACAACUGGACCACAGUGCUUAGAAAAUUCAUAGUAGAAGAACUUCUAGGUUGUACUUUUAGUAUUAGUGACGGUGUACUGAUAAUGUAAAAAAAAACUUUACAUUGUCGGUGUAAGAUUUUCUUUUUAAAAUGUGAUUCAGGGUUUGCGUAAUAUAAAUAAUAUUAAGUAAAUCUUUACAUUGUUA
Capsicum annuum is the source of this 819-nucleotide messenger RNA. RefSeq names its product pectinesterase inhibitor 6. Gene Ontology annotation, molecular function: enzyme inhibitor activity. Lineage: Eukaryota; Viridiplantae; Streptophyta; Magnoliopsida; Solanales; Solanaceae. The record is from RefSeq and is a predicted model, not a curated record. The transcript has a single exon. Bases 82 to 666 code for a protein of 194 amino acids. Gene Ontology annotation, biological process: negative regulation of catalytic activity.